Molecule: messenger RNA, 3332 nt
Organism: Botrytis cinerea B05.10
Lineage: Eukaryota; Fungi; Ascomycota; Leotiomycetes; Helotiales; Sclerotiniaceae
Exons: 2
Coding region: 706-2856 (716 amino acids)
Biological process (GO): translational initiation
Cellular component (GO): cytosolic small ribosomal subunit
Molecular function (GO): mRNA binding; translation initiation factor activity; tRNA binding
Source: RefSeq, a predicted model, not a curated record
GGCAUGAAUGCGGUGCUACGAAUGUGAUUCAAAACUAGAUGCUUAUUAUAGACCAACCCUACGCUUCCAUUUGUCCAGUAUUUCUUGACUGUGCUAUAAUUGGCGCAAAGGGUACAUCCACAUCCACUUCUAUAUACACCCACAUCCAACCUUCAGCCUUACCUAUACUAACUAGCACAAGCGACAAACCCAACAAAGGAUCCAAAAUAACACCUUCCACACUUUUUUAUUCCGUCCCCCUUCUUCUCUACACACGCUCAAUUUCAACGGUACUCUCCCGAAAAUCCCUUCAUCAGUGUCAAGACAACUAUACACUCAGUUCCAAAUAUCUUCUUCUUCAUCGUACGGCCGACUUGACGGAAAACCCAAUCGAGAAAUCAUACCAAAACACAUUUGUUUCUGUUAUUGAUCUAUUUUGACAUCAUCCAUCUCAAUAACCUAAACAAGAUAGCCUUACCAAUUUUUUCUCCACAAAUUUCUCGCACAGUCACCGCCCACCCACAACGAACAACAACAUCAAUCUCGAGAUUUUCGAAGAACUCAUUCGAUUCAUUUCCAUCAAGACUGCUUCCCAUUAAAAGGAUUUCGUCUCGACAUUCAAGCCAUCUCGAAUCCAAUCCCUAACGACAUUCCGCACGACAAAGAAGACUUUACCAUAUACUCAAUUUGUUACCGAAAAGAAUUUUACUGUGACUUUCAUUAGCCAUGGCAGUUCCGACACAGAUUGCAUACAGAACACUGAAGGGGAUUGGUAUCUUGGAUGCCGCACCUGUCUAUCAACCUUUGCCUGGUUUCCAGAGACCCGAAGGUAACUCUCGCUGCUGUACCUAUUCGCCAUGCGGGCGGUACUUUGCUUGGGCUUCCAAUGACGGAGUGAGCGUCGCUGAUACAUCUUCUGGGCGCACCAUCACUACUCUUCCUACUCCAAAUGUCUACGAACUGGGCUUCUCUCCUCUCGGUUCAUACAUCAUUACUUGGGAAAGACCCUCAAAGGAUGAGAAUGGUGAUGCAGUCAAGAACUUGAAGAUCUGGCGCACGGUGGAGGAAAUCGCAGAGGGAGCUGAGAAGGAGGUUGUUGGGAGAUUUGUGCAAAAAUCGCAAACCGGCUGGAACCUUCAAUACACUUUCGACGAGAAAUAUUGCGCCCGAAAUGUUACGAACGAGGUUCAAUUCUACGAGAGUGGAGAUUUGCGUACAGUUUGGAAUAAGCUUCGUGUAGAGGGUGUUGCGGAUUUUGCAAUUUCUCCCGGAAACAACUAUUCUGUAGCUGUUUUCGUUCCAGAGCGCAAGGGUCAACCAUCUGCCGUCAAGGUUUUCAAUGUUCCUCAGUUCAAUGCCCCGGUUUCGCAAAAGACAUUUUUCAAGGGCGACAAGGUUCAAUUGAAGUGGAACCAAUUGGGUACGACUCUGAUUGUUCUUGCCCAAACAGAUGUUGAUAAGUCGAACAAGAGUUACUACGGAGAGACUACAUUGUAUGUGUUGAGCGCAAAUGGUGGAUUCGAUUCUAGAAUCACUCUUGACAAGGAGGGGCCAAUUCACGAUGUCUCAUGGUCACCAAACUCGAAAGAAUUUGGUGUCAUUUACGGAUACAUGCCAGCAAAGACAACUAUCUUCAACCAAAGAGCUGUCGCUACCCACACAUUCCCUCUCGGCCCUAGAAACACGAUUCUGUUUUCUCCUACUGGUCGAUUUGUUUUGGUAGCCGGUUUCGGAAACUUAGCCGGUCAAAUGGACAUUUACGACGUCGAAAAGGAUUACAGGAAAAUCUGUACAAUUGAAGGUGGAAAUCCUAGUGUUUGCGAGUGGAGUCCUGACAGCAAGUAUAUCUUGACAGCUACAACCAGUCCUAGAUUGAGAGUUGACAACGGUAUUCGAUUAUGGCACGUCACUGGUGGAAUUAUGUACAACGAGGAUAUGGUCGAAUUGUACCACGUUACAUGGAGACCACAACGCCCCGAAAGUUUCCCGGCUGGAGAUUUCUUGAACCCUGUUCCUCAACCACAUUCAUCAGCUGUCGCUUACUUGGGUACGGUGAAAACCCCAUCCAAGCCAGCAGGAGCUUAUCGUCCUCCUGGAGCACGUGGUCAAGCUACCCCGUCUCACUUCAAGCGUGAAGAUGAAGGUGGAUCUGCUCAUUUUGUUAGCAAUGGUACAUCUAUGGUCAACACCAAUGGAUUUGGUCGAUCUCGUAGACAAGUUCCCGGUGCUGAUUUGAAUGAGAACUCUGUUCCAGGAGCCGCACCUUCCGUUCCAGGCGCCGUUGAGGAUGAAAAUCUUUCCAAGGCCGCACUCAAGAACAAGAAGAAGCGUGAAGCAAAGAAAGCAAAGGAAGCAGAGGCUAAAGCAGGUGGUCUUGGUGCUGGAACCCCAGAUGCUCCAAGAGGCCCAGGUGGUGAUCGUAGCCCGGAUCGUAGAGAUCGACAACGUAGUCGCUCAAAAAGUAACAACAUGCGUUCUCCAUCUCAACUCCGAACUCAUGGUAACGGUGGUCCUCACAACCUUCAUCAACAUCCCCACCCACACCAAAACCAACGUCAAAAUGGAGGUGUGUCUCCAAAUGGAGGCGCAGGUACACCAACCAGUGCAGGUGGAAUGAAGAAUCUUUCAAUCAACUCGAAUCAAAAACCAAUCACUCCAACUCAACAAUUCUCGACUCCUGAACUGUCAGUUACCAGCCCAGGUGGUGAUGGUAGUCCAUCUGCUAAGAAGAAGAGAGGAUUGCAAAAGAAGAUUAGAGCAAUUGAGGAUUUAGAAAUGAGGAGAGCUGGUGGUGAGAAGUUGGAGGAUACGCAAGUGAAAAAGAUCGCUACUAAAGGGGCUGUUCAAGCAGAGUUGGAUGCACUUGAUAAAGAGUAGACCUUUUGGGGUGCAGUGAUGUUGUGAAUUGGCCAGUUAGACAAUCCUUUGGAAAAACUUUUUCAUAUCAACCUUUUUAUAUCAUAGUGGUGAAAAUGGGUCUGUAAAUCCAAGGCGCUGGAUUUUAUAUGGUGCAUGGAUGGAUGGAUGGGUAUACUGGGCGUUGAGUCAUGAGAUAUGAAAGUUCUGGUCAAUUCGGUUGAAGAUCAAUGUGUAUGUAUGAUGAAUGGAUUGAUUGAUUGAUAUUCAUCCGUUAGAUGCGGUGGUUUGUAGAGGUAUGAAUAGCAUAGCAUGCAGACAGCGUAUAUCGUAUAUUAUGGGAUAGAAAAACGAAAUAUUAAAAACGAGAUAUGAUAUAUGACGAAUGAGAAUUGAGGACUGGGAACUGAAUGAAGGAAAAAAAAAAAUUGAAGUGAAUAUAUAUUAUACAGAUCUGUACAUGUCAAAGUGGAGUGUGGAUGUGAAUGUGGAUGUGA